Punica granatum (pomegranate) is the source of this 1964-nucleotide messenger RNA. The record is from RefSeq and is a predicted model, not a curated record. Lineage: Eukaryota; Viridiplantae; Streptophyta; Magnoliopsida; Myrtales; Lythraceae.
GAAAAAAAAUAUCCAUUUCCUCUUCCAUUUUCAUGGCUUCUUCCUUCUGCACAGUUCUCCCCAGCCACGUCCUUGCUCGGAAGGCGAGCUUCCCGCCCGCGCCAUCGGAGAUAUUCCGUACUUCCCUGGCUCCGGAGAGAUUCCGGCGGCAUAGACGUAGGUUUCUGCAGUUUUCGUGUCCGAAGGUCGUCAGAGCAGUGAGUUCCAUGGCGACGCGGGAAGGUGCUGCUACUGUGGCAGCUGAGGGCUCUAAGAUCAGAGUGGCUCACGUUUUGACGGUCGCCGGCUCUGAUUCUGGCGGUGGAGCUGGAAUCCAAGCUGAUCUCAAGGCCUGCGGCGCCCGCGGAGUGUACUGCUCCACUGUGAUUACCGCCCUCACUGCGCAGAACACUGCUGGAGUUCAGGGCGUAAACAUGGUGUCGGAGGAAUUUGUGGCGGAGCAGCUAAAGUCUGUGCUCUCUGAUAUGCAUGUUGAUGUGGUGAAAACCGGCAUGCUACCCUCGGUUGGCAUAGUCAAGGUCCUUCUUCACAGCCUGAAUGAGUUUCCCCAUUUAGCAUUGGUUGUUGAUCCUGUCAUGGUAUCCACAAGUGGAGAUGUUCUUGCUGGUCCUUCCAUUCUCGAGGUGUUUCGAGAAGAGCUUCUUCCAAGAGCUGACAUUGUGACCCCAAAUUUGAGAGAGGCAUCUACUCUACUUGGUGGGAAGCAGAUAGAAACUGUUGCUGACAUGCACGAAGCUGCAAAAUUAUUGCACGAUAUGGGCCCAAGAAAUGUACUUGUCAAAGGUGGAGACCUCCCUGGUUCUUUUGAUGCAGUUGAUGUAUUCUUUGAUGGAGAAGAAUUUUAUGAGCUGCGAUCAGCACGAGUAAGAACUCACAAUACUCAUGGUACUGGAUGCACUUUGGCCUCAUGUAUAGCAGCAGAACUGGCAAAAGGUUCUCCAACGCUUUCUGCUGUUAAGGUUGCUAAGCGCUUUGUUGAGACUGCAUUGGAUUACAGCAAAGAAAUCGUUGUUGGGGAUGGGCCUCAAGGCCCUUUUGAUCACUUUCUAAUGUUAAAGAGAGAGAUGCAAGGUUCCCGAAAGCAUUGGAUAUUCGAACCUAGCCGCCUAUUCUUGUAUGCUGUCACAGAUUCAGUGAUGAAUAAAAAUUGGGACCGGUCCAUUACAGAUGCUGUCAAAGCUGCGAUAGAAGGAGGUGCUACUAUUGUUCAGCUAAGGGAAAAGGAGGCUGAAACGGGUUACUUUAUUGAAGCAGCCAAAUCAUGUUUGGAAGUGUGCCGCUCCCAUGGAGUCUCACUACUGAUAAAUGACCGUGUUGAUGUUGCCCUUGCCUGUGAUGCGGAUGGGGUUCAUGUAGGGCAGUCUGAUAUGCCCGUCAGGGUGGCCCGAGCACUUCUAGGGCCUGAUAAGAUCAUUGGCGUGUCAUGCAAGACCCCUGAGCAGGCUCACAGAGCAUGGACCGAUGGGGCUGACUAUAUUGGCUGCGGUGGAGUAUAUCCAACCAAUACCAAGGCUAAUAACAAAACUAUCGGGUUGGAUGGGCUGAAAGCUGUUUGCUUGGCCUCCAAGCUACCAGUUGUUGCCAUUGGUGGCAUUGGGCCUUCAAAUGCAGGGGCUGUGAUGGAGAUUGGGGCUCCGAAUCUUAAGGGUGUUGCUGUCGUCUCAGCCCUUUUUGACCGGGAAUGUAUAGUGGAAGAGGCUAGAAAGCUCCGUGCCACGCUUGAUAAAGGCAAAACAUCUAAUUCAUAGUAAAGAUUCUUAGGAGAGCCAAAAUGAACUGUAAUUCCUAGUAUAAAUUCUUCUUAGAUUAACAUGCGUAUUUAAGUGAAAUCUGCUCCAAAUGAUAAAAUAUGUAGGUGGUUGGCUCUCUCGUGUUUUGCUCAGUCGACUGAUUGCUUCCUGUUCUAGUGACAUAACAAGAAUUUGAUGGGGCAAAUCGUGCAAUGAUCACCGGGUUGUAUAAAA